ACGUCAUUGGAGCGGGUGGCCUAUAUUGUUUAAUGACUGAGGUGGCAAACAUUUUGAGUUCCUCUUAACGUAACGAAAUUAUUGAGCGCAGCGUUUCGUUUUCUUUAGAAUCAAAUUUUUGAUCGAAAGAUUUCAGUUCUAUGCAGUUAAAGUCACUAACAUGGUGUAGAACUUGAUCGGGACUACAAAGGAACUUCACUAAAAAUUUUGCACUAUUUUUGGAAAGUCUAAUGGCAGAUUAAAGUUGGAGUGUUGUUCAAAUGUUUUGGACGAUUGAACCAGAACUUCUGUCACAAAGAUUACAAGAUGGCCGUUAUUCAUUGAACUGAACAAACUUGACGCGAUAAUGGAAUCUUGUGAAAAAUCGUUAGAGGUCUUUCCGACGAGUUCCGAAGUUGAAGAACUUUAUGUCAUCUACAUUGUCAACUACGUCUUCAUUGGUGUUCUAUGCUGCACAACAGUCAUGUUUAACAUUGUAACUGUACAUGCGAUUAUAAAAACUUCCUCUCUGUCGAAGCCUUUAAAAAUACUGCUUCUGAGUCUAGCUGUUUCAGAUACAUGCGUUGGGCUUUUGGUUGAACCAUUUUACAUCGCCAUCUUUGUAAAGUGGUCGCGAUUUAAAAAUCCUACUUGCAUAACAUAUCUGGCGUUUCUAAACCUCACCAAUGUGUUUCUUUUAGCUUCUUUCUUUGGUGUUGUAGCCAUCAGCAUAGACAGGUUUUUGGCGAUUUAUCUUCACCUCCGAUAUCAGGAACUAGUGUCUCAAAAGCGUGUUAUUGUAGUGGUAAUUUUAAUGUGGCUUUUUUGCGCGGUUAUAUCGUCAACUAGUAUUUGGCGUAGUAGUGUGGUGUCUUCGCAGCUGUUCUUCGUUAUUGGGGUGGUGUGUAUUCUUAUUACAACCGUUGUCUAUAUCAAGAUUUAUGCAGUUAUACGUCGACAUAGAAACCAAAUUCAUGCACUUCAACAGACAACAACGCGAAAUGAGAGCAACAUGAAUUUUUCGAGCGCUAAGAAAUCUGCUAACGGUUUAUUUUUUGUCUAUCUUUUAUUAUUGAUUUGUUACGUACCUCGGGGAGUUUACUUCUAUACCAAAAAAUUUAACGGUUUGAAUACUACUUCUAAAAGUUUAGCCGUAUACUCUUUGACGCUGUUGUUCUUAAACUCAUUUUUGAACCCUGUUAUUUACUGUUGGAAGAUGAGACAUAUUCGUCAGGCUAUUGUGGGUACGCUGCGAAACAUAAGUCGUCGGCAACGAAACUCUAACACAGCUCCUUCGAUUCUAGAGGCAAGUUAUUCCAAAGCCUCAUAUCAAAUUUAGCUCAGGAGUGAUUGGGAGAUAUGUUUGUGCAGCUCACAUGAACUAUCAUUCCGUGGUCUACGUUAGAAACUACUUUCUGCAUCGACCAGAAAUGGAGUCCACAGUUAAAGACUUUGUUAAAUGGCAAGGGUCAUCGAUUCAGGAUAGAAAUAACACUUUUUAUGCAGAAGGGAAAAGAGAUUAAAAUAACGAGAAAAUCUUGAUUUGAGCAUUGUGCGAGAAAUAAUUAGCCGGUUUAGCUAAAAUGUUUUCCUAGUCCAGACUUUAUUCCAGAAAACCUUAGCAAUGACAUCCAUUAUGUAAAGAGCUUAAAAAAAACAUA
This is a messenger RNA of Stylophora pistillata, 1640 nucleotides long. Its product is annotated as adenosine receptor A2b-like. Gene Ontology annotation, biological process: G protein-coupled receptor signaling pathway. NCBI's taxonomy places the organism in Eukaryota, Metazoa, Cnidaria, Anthozoa, Scleractinia, Pocilloporidae. Gene Ontology annotation, molecular function: G protein-coupled receptor activity. The record is from RefSeq and is a predicted model, not a curated record. Gene Ontology annotation, cellular component: membrane.